CUACAGCUAAUCAAACUUUCUCUUCCCUCGGACGCGACAAACUCGAUGAGUUCUAAAAAAAGAGCAUGAGACUAAGUUAUGAGUGAGAAUAUGUUCGUCAUCAGGAGGUGAUCCCGCCAUGUGAGUGGGCGGAGCCUGCGGUAUUCAAACAGUGGCGGCCCUAUAAAAGCGUGCUCAGCGCACGCCGUGGGAGUUUCACCUCCAAUACGUAACGAUUAAAGCCCGGCUCCGCGGAGGACGCACGAUGCACGACUCCGGCGGGGUCCAGCUGGCCCAGGCCCUCAAGCACUCCAUCCUGUGCCUGCUGCUGUUGCCGCGCUUCCUGGCCGCCGCCGUCACGCUGUGGCUGCUGGACUUCCUGUGCAUCCGCCGCAAGGUGCUCCACCAGAUGGGUGCGAGGCCGCACAGCGCCGACGACCCGCCGCUGUGCGUGUCGGACUCCAACCGGAUGUUCACGCUGGAGUCGCUGCGGGCGGUCUGGUACGGCCAGAAGCUGGACCUGCUCAAGUCGGCGAGCCUGGGACGCGCGGCGCCCAACACGGAGGUGUUUCUGGUCCAGGGGCGCCGGCGGGUGCGCAUCCUGGACUGCAUGCGCGGAACGAGGCCGCUCAUCCUCAACUUUGGCAGCUGCUCCUGACCGCCGUUCAUGACGCGCCUGGCCGCGUUCCAGCGCGUCGUCAGCCAGUACGCGGACAUUGCGGACUUCGUGGUGGUCUACAUCGAGGAGGCGCACCCGUCGGACGGCUGGGUGAGCUCCGACUCGCCCUACCAGAUCCUCAAGCACCGCUGCCUGGAGGACCGGCUGAGCGCGGCGCGGCUCAUGCUGGCGCAGGUGCCCGGCAGCAGCGUGGUGGUGGACGGCAUGGACAACGCGUCCAACGCCGCCUACGGAGCUUACUUUGAGAGACUCUACAUCGUCAGGGACCGGAGGGUGGUCUAUCAGGGGGCCCGGGGACCGGAGGGCUACCGGAUCUCCGAGCUCAGGAAAUGGCUGGAACAGUACCGGAAAGACCUGAUCGUGUCUCCGGUGCUGCAAGCGUAGCCCGGGGGAACAUUUGCAUCUUCUUCUCUUUUUAAAAUGCAGGUUCUGGCCUUGCAUGGUUCUGCUCAGUUCUAAUCGGGUGGUUCUUGUGCGUAAAAGCUGCCAAAUAAAGACAGUUUUAUUUUUAUUUGGGGGGUAGGGGGCACCCCUGGGUGUUUGCGUGAAGUGCGGUUCUUAAACGGCGCAGCCACAGAACCGACACUGAUGUUUGUGACACCCGGUGGGUGUCCAAAUGACCUGUUGGAUUGAUGGGGCCCCAUGGUGUGACGUCACGCUACGUAAUUGAACAAAACUAUUUUGUAAAAAAAAAAACAAAUAAAUAACACUGAAUCACUUUUGACUAAAGACAUUCUGUAAUGUGUGUUCCCACUUGAAGUAAGGACACAUCAUUAGGUACACAUCAAGUCAUAUCCAAUACAAAUAUUGGGUAACACUUUAGUAUAGAGAACAUAUUCAAAUUAAGUACUUAUUAAUGCCUUAUUCUGCAUGGCCUUAUUACACAACCAGUGAGCCAUUAACUAAGAGUGUUCCCUCAAUAACCUCAGAAUUAUUGCUUAUUAGUAACCCGAACCCUUAUAUGUCCAAAUAACUCUAAAUUUAGUCUCUGUUACUCAUAAAGUGUUACCAAAUAUUGUUAUACUUGUGCCCUCAUUAAGUGCCAAUCAAUCAAAACACAUUAGGUGUACUUAAUGAAAUGUCCAGUCAGCGUGCUGUUAAAAUGCAUGAAAAAAGCUCCUCUUGAUUUGUCGUAAACAUGACAUGGUCACACAGAUUGUCAACAAAGUGGGCUUGAGAGUAGAGGUUUGAGUUCCGUGGUGAAGUACGGGGAGCUAAAGUGGAUUUAAUCCUUUUAAUGCCAGCACUAACCAGCAUGAUGCAACUGUCCUGGCAGAGUCUCAAAGGAACUGAACUUCCUUAACUGAAAAUAAGUUACUUAAAACCUGACAGUUUAUCUCACGACGAUGUAUCUCCUCAUGUCAGAAUGCCAGAAUCAAACAUAAUGACAAAUGAUGAUAUUAGAAGGCAUAAUAAUUUGCAAUUUAAAAAGUAUCUUUCAACGACAAAAGCCAAACCGAGGCUUGCAAUGUGCUCCAGUAAAUAUUAGAAAUUAAACAUUUUACUAUUCAAACUUUUUCGACCCUCAAUUAAGAUGACAAAUACAUAUAUUUACAUUAAUUGUAAAAAAAAAAAAAAAAAAAGAUGUAUUUACUUUAGAUUAAAGCAACGGUAGCACAUGAACAGUCUGGUAUUAUAAUGUAUUAUAUAACUUUGUUUUAUUUAAAAAGCUGAUAAUGACAGUAAAAUACAAUUGCAGGUUUAUAAUACAUCGUUAUUAUAAAAUUAAAAUAAAACAAUGUUUGACACAAGCAAAAAUGUAUUAUAUGUUAUUUAAGUACUUUUCCCAUGUUAAAUUUGGAUUAUUGCAUAGUGAGAGAUCGACUGAAUUGUUUUAAUUUAAAUGUACAAUGUAUAUACAGUACAUAUAUAAAUAUAUAUUUAUUUUUUAUUAUUAUUUUUUUUUAAUCCUUCAAUGUUUUGAAUAUGUUAAAAAAUGGGCCAUUUUAAGUUGUAGUGUAAUAGGGGUGUCCCGAUACAACAUUUUCACUUCUGAUACGAUACGGAUAUUGGAGCCCUGAGUAUUGGCUGGUACCGAUAUCAAUCACAUUUGAUAUCAGCAUGAAUCAUGCGUAUUUGUAGUGUUGAAUGUUAGAAAAGGUUUGAUCAAGAGAAAUUAGUUAAACACAGAAUAAUGGUAUUAAUGAAAAACAAUAACCUAUUUAUCAUAACCUUAUAGAAUGAACCUAUGCUUUCCUUAAACUGAAGUGGAGUGGUAAUUGUUUUGUUUGUUUAGCGACACCUUGUAGUCCCGAUAGUUCUUGAAGUUUAGCUCAUGACGUAGUAAAUUGAAUAAUGCGGACACGUUUGUUACUGCAUACUUCCCAAUACGCUUCUGCCUUGGAAGCUUUGCAUGUGUAAGUAAUAUGCAUCUAUAAUUAAUUGAUACUUGUUUAUCUUGACAAAUGUGCUGUUUUAGAUUGCAAUAUUGUUUACUUAACGACACCUAUUACGUAUAUGUCUAGCUUGUGUGCUAUUGUGUGCUUAGCUGUUGUGUUGCUGCUAGGUCCUAGUAGACUAUAGCCUACCAUGUUUACCUUUUGUAAAUGACUUGACUAAAAUACAAGAAAAGACCAACCAUGUGUGCUUAUUGGAGGACAUUUAGAUGUUAACUGACUGUCCAGCUUUGCACAAGUAAACACUGUUUGUGUUGGACAUUAUAUCACACAUUUUACAUGCAAGUUGAUAUUUUAUUUUAUAUCGGCAUACCCCAUCAGUGAAAAUUUAGAGAAAAUUGUGUAUCAGGAUGUUGGAAUGAAAGCAUAACGUGGUUUAGGAGUGCAAUAUUUAUACGUUUUCAAGUCUUAAGAGCUAGAGGACAAUUUGUUGUUUUUAACCAAGUGGGAUUAGCGAGCAUACAAAGCACUAAUUCAUGAGAUCUAGUCACAUCCUCUACAUUCUAUUCUGUGACACGUUAAUGUAUGCAUGGAUGUACGGAACACUGAGAAAUACCAAGCUCUUUGAUGAUUCAUCUCAGUCGCAUGCGGCUCAGAAAACAACGGCCUCCCUCGCCCCCAUCCUGGAAACUCCUCCUCUGUUAUUUGGUAAGGAGACCAGAAAAAAAAACAUUGAAAAACAAAAAGACAAUUUAUGGUCAUCAAUAAGUGCAGACACAAACAUGCUGAUAAAGAGCAUCAAUUGAUUGGUGAAGUCUGACUGACCUGAAAUAACUGAUAACCCAGAAAG
Messenger RNA from Entelurus aequoreus (snake pipefish), 3844 nucleotides. Its product is annotated as thyroxine 5-deiodinase-like. The record is from RefSeq and is a predicted model, not a curated record. NCBI's taxonomy places the organism in Eukaryota, Metazoa, Chordata, Actinopteri, Syngnathiformes, Syngnathidae. Gene Ontology annotation, molecular function: thyroxine 5'-deiodinase activity. The transcript has a single exon.